CCACCACCAUGAGCGAAGUUCAAGUUCACUACGACAAAUCCAGAAGCCAUAUUCUCUCCGAAAAAGCAUUGAAAGAAGGAUGGGAUACAUUUAUCUUCCACACACAACUCAUCGUGCCCGGUAAUCUUUUCGUUGGUCUCAACACCGCGGGAUAUGGUCUGAACCGCUCAGACGUUGCGAGGUGGCUCAGUAUCUUGGCCACUAGUUCUCCUUCGAACCCACCAGACAUUUUCUCUUGCGAAAUUCAACCCGCAGGGAUCUUACAAUACUUGCCUACCAAUAUAGCAGACGAGCCCGUCAGUUGGACUACGCCAGCGAACUGGACACCGGGAAAUUAUGCAUUCAAAUAUUUUCGUUGGGGUGAUGAUUAUCUUUACAACGGCCCUCCCUUGCGAGUCGUUGACUGGUUUUUCGAUGACGAGACGCUGUCCGCAAAGGGCAUGGCACCUUCCUUCUCGAUCAAACACAAAGAUUCUAAUCUCGAAACAAGUCUGAUUUACAUCCUCCCCAACGCCGGCUGGUUCAUUGACGGCGACGACGACACUGAUAGUUCACCAGAGAGGGAGGUGACCGAUCGACCGGAAGAGACCGAACAACAAUCUCCUUACUAUGGAACCUCUGGAUGGAGAACCGAUCCAGCGAACGCGAUCAUGUUACCAUCUGCCCUGGUAGAUGACUUCUAUUUGAACAAUUUUGGAUAUGAUAUCGAGGUCAAUCGCUUCAUCACUUUCCGAGGUAUAUCACCUUCAACAGAAGCACUCCUCCAGGACUGUGAACUAAAGGCGACGACACCCGGAAAUACAGACUGGGCUUACAUUGUACGGCACUUCAGGGUAUGCUUAAGGGUGCAUUGCCACUAUGGCGAUAUUUGUGCUGAACUCGGUGCGAGAAAAAUUGCGGCGAGAGCCAAGAAGUGGGAUGAAGAUGGGAUUCCAGAUUCAGAUCGCGAUGUUAUAGACGUCGCUAUCCGUCAGUGGAAUCUCCAGACUGCCGCCUACCUCAGUCUCUAUUACUCAGGGGACUCCGACUCGGAGUAG
Messenger RNA from Marasmius oreades (fairy-ring Marasmius), 1037 nucleotides. RefSeq lists its product as uncharacterized. The coding region runs from base 9 to 1037 and encodes 342 amino acids. The record is from RefSeq and is a predicted model, not a curated record. The transcript is spliced from 4 exons. Lineage: Eukaryota; Fungi; Basidiomycota; Agaricomycetes; Agaricales; Marasmiaceae.